This is a messenger RNA of Brugia malayi, 1464 nucleotides long. RefSeq lists its product as uncharacterized. Bases 1 to 1464 code for a protein of 487 amino acids. The transcript has 12 exons. NCBI's taxonomy places the organism in Eukaryota, Metazoa, Nematoda, Chromadorea, Rhabditida, Onchocercidae. The record is from RefSeq and is a predicted model, not a curated record.
AUGAAAAUUUGGUGCCUUCUGUUGCUUGUUUCAGCUAUAAUUGUGUCUGUUUCGACUCAAAUUCCAUCACAACCAAUUGCAACGACAAACAGUGCAUGUCUUAAUGAUUGCUUAAAACAGGGAUCACUUAUUUUUGCAGCUGAUAAUCUUCGUAAUUUCCGAAAAAUUGUGCUACACAUCGAAGAAUUCUGCAAUACUCGUGAACAAUUAUUAAAAUGUAUUCAAUCAUGUACUAAUGAUGAACAAGAAGAAUUAAGAAAGAACACAUCACUUAGUGGAUAUAUAUGUAAGGAUAAAUUAGAAGAAUUUCGAUUGGUAAAGGAAUGUAUGGGAAAUCAAGGUGAUAUUGAUAGUGUCAACAAUUGUUCCAACAAAUGUGGACAUCCUCUAGAUGCUACAAUUCAACUUGAUUCAUCACCAUUUGCACCUGUUAAUCCAUUUGCAAUCACUGAUAGCACUACACAAAUUUGUCGUACGAUUGAAUGUACCAUCAAAUGUUCCAUCGUGGAAUCUAAUAAAAUAUGUGCUGGAAGUGGUUAUUUAUUUAGGGAUAUUGGCUUUAAACAAGUAUUGGAAGCAAGUCAACAAUUGCAAAAUGAUGCAUUAAAUUCAUCAUCAAGUACUCAACAAUUAACAAAGACAUAUUUAGAAUCACUUCCUCAGCAGUGUACAUAUAUUGUUAAUCCUACCAAUUACAACAUGACAUUUGGAGAGCAUGAAACAAACGAUGAAUUCAAGACAUUAAUAUCAGAAACAUCGGAAAAUGAAAAAAAUAUGGAUGAAGAAAGAAUAACUCCUGAAAUGCUUAGUACAAAUAAUGAUGCUAUUAUAACACGAAUAAUUGAUGAACAAUUUACAACUAAAACUAUUGAUGUAUCAAAUGAUGAUGAUACAGCAAAAGAGAAAAUGGAAAAUGAAGAAACAACGAUUGCUAAAAUUGAAAAUGAAUUUGAUAAUAUAAUGGAAUCAACAACAUUGGACAAUGUAGCAUUUACUACAGAAAAUGUUGAUAUUACAUCGCUAAAAUCUGAAAUAACAACAGAAAUUAUGGAACAAGAAGAGGAGGAAGAAAUAGAAAAUAAUGAUAAACAUGAUGAUAAUGAUGAUGAUGAUAAAUUAUCAGCAACAACAAUUUCAACAGAUGAACAAACAAAAAAUAUGGAAGAGGAUGAAACUACUGUAGCAAAUAAUGAGGAAGAGAAUGAAUCAGUCAAAUGGUCAUCAACAAUGGUUACAAUUCAAAAAACGCAUCAAAGCACUUCAACCAUUGCUCAAGAGAUGACAGAACGUACUAUAGUAGUUGUAAAUGAUGAUGAUAAUGAUAAUGAUAAUGAAAUUGAUACUAAUACUAUUGUAAAAGCUGAACAACAAAAGGAUGCAACAAAACAUGGCGUACGUGAAAGGAUUACUCUAUCAUUACUACUGAUACUUCCAUCAAUGUUGUUAUAUCUUUUCAGUCAAUGA